This is a messenger RNA of Seriola aureovittata, 1354 nucleotides long. RefSeq names its product nuclear transcription factor Y, beta a (gene nfyba). Gene Ontology annotation, biological process: regulation of transcription by RNA polymerase II. The transcript is spliced from 7 exons. Gene Ontology annotation, cellular component: nucleus; CCAAT-binding factor complex. Gene Ontology annotation, molecular function: RNA polymerase II cis-regulatory region sequence-specific DNA binding; DNA-binding transcription activator activity, RNA polymerase II-specific; protein heterodimerization activity. NCBI's taxonomy places the organism in Eukaryota, Metazoa, Chordata, Actinopteri, Carangiformes, Carangidae. The record is from RefSeq and is a predicted model, not a curated record. The coding region runs from base 207 to 821 and encodes 204 amino acids.
GAGUGAAUGAGGGUUGCUCAUCAGGAAGUAUCAGCGGGUGAAACUUUAAAAAGAAGUCUUUAUCGUUUCGGCCUCGGCCACGUCUUGCUCUGCUACGUACGACAAAGAACAGGCCAGCGCGGUCUGUGCAGGCGCCAGCUGCAGCGGCUUUACACUGAGAAUAUGCUCAAGGGACACUAUGUACCUGAAAAGGUUAACUACAGCAGAUGGACGGAGACAGCUCAACCACCGAUGCGUCCCAGCUGGGCAUCACUGGCGAGUACAUGGCGUCCAGUCACUACGUUCUCCAGUCUCAAGAUGAUGAUGCAGAGGAGAGUCUGAACGACCAUGAAGACGGCGGAGUCAAAGAGAACUACAGGGAACAGGACAUCUACCUGCCUAUCGCCAACGUGGCUCGCAUCAUGAAGAACGCUGUUCCUCAGACUGGAAAGAUUGCAAAAGAUGCCAAGGAGUGUGUACAGGAGUGUGUGAGCGAGUUCAUCAGCUUCAUCACGUCGGAGGCGAGCGAGCGCUGCCACCAGGAGAAGAGGAAGACCAUCAACGGGGAGGACAUCCUGUUCGCCAUGUCCACAUUGGGCUUCGAUAUGUACGUGGAGCCGCUGAAGCUCUACCUGCAGAAGUUCAGAGAGGCGAUGAAGGGGGAGAAGGGGAUCCCUGGGGUGUCGGUGGGAGAAAGCCUGGGGGAGGAUCUCACAGACGACAGCUUCACAAAUCCCCUUCCAGCAGGGAUUAUCACAGCAGAUGGCCAGCAGCAAAACGUCAUGGUGUACACCACCUCAUAUCAACAGAUUCCCACUGUACAACAGAUCCAGUUUUCAUGACGAGGACUUACUCCAAGCCUGACCACAGCAGUUUCACACCGGGCUCACGCCUGCCUGAUGACCUCUGACCCUGCCACAGGGUAAAGGUUAGCAGACGGACAGGGAGAGAGGAGGGAGAGGCUUCUGCACGAAACCUCAUGUACACAGAAAUCACUACCUGUUGAGUAGAAAGUGUAGUUUCUAGUUGUGAGGUAGCAAAUGUUUUGGAGUGCAUCCAAAGCACCUGGGGAAUCUGAGGCUUUAUUUUAAAGGCUAGUCUUAUUACAUGAUUUAGUGGUGGAAUUGUUUUUGUGCGUGUGUGUUUAUGUGUUUGCUUUUAUGCAUUAAUUUUUCUUGUGGGGGGGGGGGGUUGGUAGUUUGGGAAAGUGUUGUAUUGGAAGCUUAUUUUUAAGGUCUUCUCUGUUUGAACCGAGAGAAGCCAUGUUGUUACUGUCACAUCAGAUCAUGCAGCUCUUUUGCUCUUUUGUAAGUUCAGACAAUUUACCAUGUGCUUAAAUGUCAUGUAAAUCCUUUGAAUAAAAAUUCAAAAGUGA